This is a messenger RNA of Hibiscus syriacus, 1976 nucleotides long. Its product is annotated as lysine--tRNA ligase, chloroplastic/mitochondrial-like. Gene Ontology annotation, molecular function: ATP binding; tRNA binding; lysine-tRNA ligase activity. The record is from RefSeq and is a predicted model, not a curated record. Gene Ontology annotation, biological process: lysyl-tRNA aminoacylation. Gene Ontology annotation, cellular component: cytoplasm; mitochondrion; cytosol. The transcript is spliced from 13 exons. Bases 53 to 1807 code for a protein of 584 amino acids. NCBI's taxonomy places the organism in Eukaryota, Viridiplantae, Streptophyta, Magnoliopsida, Malvales, Malvaceae.
UAAUAGUGGCAAACUGGUAAUAACAGUGAAAAGGAAGUAAAAGAAACUGAAGAUGGAGGGCUUGAAGGUAUGGAGGCUAUCCUCAUCCAUUGCAAGGCCUUCGAAUUUGAGGCAACUGUUUGGAUUGGGCGCUUCCCCUUCUCUAUUCCUCCGCCGCUUAAAUACCGGCGUCGCCGCCAACGCCAUCACCAACACUCGCAACCGCCGCUCUUCCACCUCAACGCCCACUUCCACUUCAGACCGUGAAGCCGUACGUGCCAUCCGCCUCAAGAAAGUGGAGCAACUGCGGAGCAAAGGUUUGGAGCCGUACGGAUAUAAGUGGGAUAGAAGUCAUAGUGCUAGGGAGCUUCAAGAGGUAUACAGGGAUCUUAGCAAUGGCGAGGAGUUGGAUGGCGCAAAUCACCAUGUUUCCAUUGCAGGCCGAAUUGUGGCUCGUAGAGCAUUUGGGAAACUUGCUUUCCUCACUUUAAGAGAUGAUUCCGGCACUAUUCAACUAUACUGUGAGAAGGAAAGGCUUUUGGAUGAUCAAUUUGAGCAGUUGAAGACACUUGUUGAUAUUGGUGAUAUAUUGGGUGCUUCUGGCUCUAUAAAGCGAACUGAGAAAGGGGAGCUUUCUGUUAAGGUGGAUUCUUUUUCAAUACUUACGAAAUCACUACUUCCGCUGCCGGACAAGUUUCAUGGUUUAACCGACAUUGAUAAGCGCUACCGUCAAAGGUAUGUUGAUAUGAUUGCAAAUCCUGAAGUAGCUGAUAUAUUCCGUAAACGAGCAAUGCAGAUCAUGAAGGAGAUACGAAAGACUGUAGAAUCUCGAGGUUUUGUUGAGGUCGAAACUCCAGUUCUACAGGGAGCAGCUGGUGGAGCUGAAGCAAGACCAUUUAUGACAUACCACAAUUCACUUGGAAGGGAUCUUUAUCUAAGAAUUGCAACGGAACUUCACUUGAAAAGAAUGCUGGUUGGAGGAUUUGAAAAGGUAUAUGAGAUUGGUAGGAUAUUCAGAAAUGAAGGCAUUUCUACACGUCAUAAUCCAGAAUUUACUACCAUAGAGAUUUAUGAAGCAUAUUCAGAUUAUCAGACUAUGAUGGACAUGGCCGAGGAAAUUGUGACCCAAUCUGCUCUUGCUGUUCAUGGAAAGCUCACUAUUGAUUACCAGGGGACUGCUAUAAAAUUACAGCGGCCAUGGCGGAGGGAAACCAUGCACAAUCUUGUCAAAGAGGUCACCGGGAUUGAUUUUACUGAAUUGGAAGACGAUCUUAAAGUUGUUAAAGACGUUGUUCUGAAGGCAAUUGGAGUUGGACUUGAUAGUAAGGACAAAUCUUCUAUUGAAGCAUGUCCUUCACUUGGCCACCUCCUUAACGAGGUUUUCGAAAUUUCUGUUGAACCAAAGCUCCUGCAGCCAACGUUUGUUUUGGACUAUCCCAUUGAAAUAUCUCCUCUUGCCAAACCACACCGAAGGCAUUCAGGUUUGACUGAGAGAUUUGAACUCUUCAUAUGCGGUCGGGAACUAGCCAAUGCAUUCUCAGAGUUAACUGAUCCUUUGGACCAGAGAGCCCGCCUGGAAGAGCAAGUGAGACAACAUAACAAGAAGAGAGCAGAAGUCAUUGCAGAUGGCACGGAAGAAGAAAAGAAUAAAAAUGACGAUUCCUUGUAUGAAGUGACUCUCGAUGAUGAUUUUCUUACUGCUUUGGAGUACGGAAUGCCUCCGGCUUCGGGAAUGGGACUUGGAAUCGAUAGGUUGGUGAUGCUUUUGACGGAUUCCGCCAGCAUCCGAGAUGUCAUUGCUUUCCCCGUUUUAAAGAUUUCGCAGUAAUGGUAGGAUGUUACUACUUGAACUAUAACUUCUUCCUUUCUAUAUAUUUAUUUUUAUUUAUUGCCCUUAUCUGAGCAUUCAAUGUAGGGUUUAUGGUGAAGAUCAUCAACAUUUUAAACGGAUUAAAGAACAUUUAUGGCUUAACUUUUGAAAUGAAAUUUUAAUUAAA